GAAUUGGACCCGGCCUAAAUUAACGUAGUCUACAUACCUUUAGCGACAUGUGCUAAUUGUACCUUAACGGCAAAAGGCGGCGGUUGCGGCGGCGAUUGGUUGCGUGACCGUCCCCGUUGCCUGUUCAUCGUCGGAUCGGCCUGUUUCCGCCGUUUCUCUGUCGCACCAUCUACUGAAAGCUUUUAAUGGCAACCAAAACCAUAAACCUCAACACCGAAGACAUUGAAGACGACUGUCUCUGCUCGGAGAUCACUACAACUUGCUCUUUUUCUUUGGAACAGAAGGAUGUAGAAGAGACACAGUCGUUGUCUCUGAAUCGUCCAAAUGGAUACUUGAAAGGGGAGUCGCGGAUAGAGAGAGCGUGGUCUCAUUGGAAGAAGCUAGGCGAGCCCAAACUUAUAGUGGCACCAAUGGUUGACAACUCAGAGCUUCCUUUCCGUCUUCUAUGUCGAAAAUAUGGUGCAGAAGCGGCUUAUACUCCUAUGCUUCACUCGCGUUUGUUCAAUGAAGAUGAGAAGUAUCGGGCUAUGGAAUUUUCCACUUGCAAGGAGGACCGUCCACUUUUUGUUCAAUUCUGCGCAAACAAUCCAGACACUUUGUUGGAAGCAGCUCGAAAAGUCGAACCCUAUUGUGACUAUGUGGACAUCAACUUUGGGUGUCCUCAGCGGAUUGCAAAACGCGGGAAUUAUGGAGCUUUCCUCAUGGAUAACCUCUCUCUGGUCAAGUCUCUGGUAGAAAAGUUGGCAAACAAUCUUAAUGUUCCGGUAUCAUGCAAAAUUCGAAUUUUCCCUAAUUUGCAAGAUACACUUAGUUAUGCAAAGAUGUUGGAGGAUGCAGGUUGUUCUCUUCUAGCAGUGCAUGGGCGAACCAGGGAUGAAAAAGAUGGGAAGAAAUUCAGAGCCAAUUGGGAGGCCAUCAAGGCUGUCAGAAAUGUUGUUAGAAUUCCUGUCCUGGCAAAUGGUAAUAUAAGACACAUCGAUGAUGUAUACAGUUGCUUGGAAGAAACUGGUACGGAUGGGGUACUUUCAGCAGAUCCUCUUCUUGAGAAUCCAGCCCUCUUUGCUGGAUAUCGAACUGCUGAAUGGGGAUUGGGUGUUGCAGGAAUGAAGGAAGACGAUAAGCUAGAUCAGGCUGAGUUACUGAUAGAAUAUUUAAGGUUUUGUGAGCGAUAUCCAGUGCCUUGGAGAAUCAUCCGUUCUCAUGUACACAAGUUGUUGGGAGAGUGGUUUAGGAUCCAGCCAAGUGUGCGAGAGGAUUUUAACAAACAAUACAAACUCACCUUUGAAUUUCUUUAUGAUUUAGUGAACCGAUUAAAGGAACUUGGGGUGAGAAUACCACUUUAUGUGAAGGAUACUGAGCAGGCAGUAUCUGCAAAUUGACUUGUUGCUCAAGUUCUUUUCUAAUCAGAAAGAUGGAGCCAGCUAUGGUGAAUCACCAGGUUAGUUUUCUCACUCAAGCUCGUGCUUGAAAAAUGUUGUAUGCUCACUUAUGUUGGUCAGAGUAGGUUCAGGGUUAAACGUAUCUCAGCCUUUUACCUCAUGUUUUGUAUAAUUAUAUACUGACAUUUUUCUUGUAUCAUUGAGAUAAUUUAUACACUUUUUUUUUCCGUA
This is a messenger RNA of Solanum pennellii, 1610 nucleotides long. RefSeq names its product tRNA-dihydrouridine(16/17) synthase [NAD(P)(+)]-like. Gene Ontology annotation, biological process: tRNA processing. Gene Ontology annotation, molecular function: tRNA dihydrouridine synthase activity; flavin adenine dinucleotide binding. The transcript has 3 exons. Lineage: Eukaryota; Viridiplantae; Streptophyta; Magnoliopsida; Solanales; Solanaceae. Bases 186 to 1379 code for a protein of 397 amino acids. The record is from RefSeq and is a predicted model, not a curated record.